This is a messenger RNA of Xyrauchen texanus (razorback sucker), 3879 nucleotides long. RefSeq names its product ER degradation enhancer, mannosidase alpha-like 1 (gene edem1). The transcript has 12 exons. Gene Ontology annotation, biological process: carbohydrate metabolic process; endoplasmic reticulum mannose trimming; mannose trimming involved in glycoprotein ERAD pathway. Gene Ontology annotation, molecular function: mannosyl-oligosaccharide 1,2-alpha-mannosidase activity; calcium ion binding. The coding region runs from base 130 to 2019 and encodes 629 amino acids. Gene Ontology annotation, cellular component: membrane; endoplasmic reticulum. NCBI's taxonomy places the organism in Eukaryota, Metazoa, Chordata, Actinopteri, Cypriniformes, Catostomidae. The record is from RefSeq and is a predicted model, not a curated record.
GGGAGGGGCUGGCUUGUAGACAGGAAGUGUGUGUGUAAGAACUGAUUCAGGAGGAAAACUGUGGACUUUUGCAUUUCGAAUAGUCAAAAAGUCAAAGUGAAUUAUGACUUUUAAGGUCGACAGCAGGCAAUGAUGCAAUGGAGGUCAGUAGUUGUGGGUCUUCUCGUUCUGAGAGUGGUUCUGAAUUGCGUAGUGUGGCUAGUGUUUGGACUGGGACCGAGCUGGGGCUUUGACUUCCCAGUCAAAUUUACUUUCAACUUGCAUAAAAUCGAACUUCUCAAUAAUGGCGACAGAGCCACAGUCAAACCCAACGCCUGGUCACAGCACAUGCACGACAACAGAAACCCUCAGACAAAGACCUGCUCCAAGAUCAGUGGGAAUUCACCAAAAAUGUCCUACCUCAGUUUCUUUCAGGAGGGCAGAGAUGAUUACGAUCGAAAGUACAGCUCAUUCCCAGACGCGCUGAAAGUGAAGAUGAGGGGGAUGGCGAAAGACAUGUUUUAUUUCGGAUAUGAUAACUACAUGAAGUUUGCAUUUCCAGAGGAUGAACUGAACCCUAUAGCUUGUGAAGGUAGAGGGCCUGACGUGCUCAACCCGUCAAAUAUCAACAUUAAUGAUGUCCUUGGAAACUACUCUCUAACCCUCAUUGAUGCUCUUGAUACGCUGUUGGUACUUGGAAAUGUGACCGAGUUCCAUCGAGCUGUCAAGCUGGUUAUUGAUACAGUCUCUUUUGACAAGGACUCCACUGUUCAAGUCUUUGAGGCUAACAUUAGAAUCCUUGGCAGUUUGAUCUCGGCCCAUAUUCUGCUGACUGACCCACGGCACCCAUUUGGUGACGUUGGACUGAAGGACUAUGACAAUGAGCUGCUACACCUGGCACACGACCUGGCUGUGCGACUGCUGCCUGCAUUUGAAAACACUAGCACGGGUAUUCCCUACCCCAGGGUGAAUUUAAAGACUGGUGUCCCUCCUGACAGCAUUAACGAGACCUGUACUGCAGGGGCGGGAUCACUGCUUGUCGAGUUUGGCAUUCUGAGCCGUCUGAUUGGUGACUCUACAUUUGAGUGGGUCGCCCGUCGUGCUGUUAAAGCACUAUGGAACUUGAGAAGUAAUGAAACAGGGCUGCUGGGGAAUGUGGUAAACAUUCAGACUGGUCAGUGGGUUGGAAAGCAGAGUGGUCUUGGUGCUGGCAUGGACUCAUUCUAUGAGUACCUGCUCAAGUCAUACAUCUUGUUUGGAGAGAAAGAAGACUACAGGAUGUUCUCUGCAGCUUACGAGAGCAUUCAGAGUCACCUGAGAAAGGGAAGAGAGGCGUGCAAUGAAGGAGAGGGAGACCCACCACUCUAUGUGAAUGUGAACAUGUUAAAUGGACAGAUCAUGAAUACUUGGAUUGACUCUCUGCAGGCAUUCUUCCCGGGCCUACAGGUUUUGAAUGGAGAUGUUGAAAAUGCCAUUUGCCUUCAUGCCUUCUACUAUGCAAUCUGGAAGCGCUUUGGGGCUCUUCCUGAGAGAUACAACUGGCAGCUUCAGGCCCCAGACGUGCUCUUCUACCCUUUAAGACCUGAACUGGUGGAAUCCACAUACUUGCUCUAUCAGGCAACCAAGAAUCCUUUUUAUCUUCAUGUUGGGAUGGACAUUCUUGAAAGCCUUGAAAAGAAUACCAAAGUCAGGUGUGGUUAUGCCACUCUCCAUCACGUGGUGGACAAGUCCAAAGAGGAUCGUAUGGAGAGUUUCUUCCUCAGCGAAACCUGCAAAUACCUUUACCUGCUCUUUGAUGAAGAGAACCCUCUGCACAAGUCUGAGAAUAAGUACAUCUUCACUACAGAAGGCCAUGUAGUGCCAAUAGACCAGCACUUCAGGAAAAACAGUUGGGAAGAGCAGUACCCCUGUGAAGAGUCUAACAAAGAGCCACCAGCCAACAUAAGCAAUUGUGAAAGGAUACCUGAAGAGCGACGUUACGGUCUUCCGCUAAAGAGCAUGUACAUGAGGCAGAUUGAUCACAUGGUUGGGCUGUCCUGACAUCAAUACUGCUCCCUGGAGUCAUCAACAUUUAAAAAAAAACCUGGAGGGAUUCAGGAACAUACCUCUUCAAAACAGAAACUUUCAGUCUCUUGUUUUGCACAGCGAGUGACAAAGUAUUUGUUAAGCGGAUUAUGUGAACACCGGUACAAUUUGUUCUUGUUUUGUGGACAUGACAGUGUUAUUCUUGUGUCGGACCAAAUGUUUGGAUUUGGAUCCACAUUCAAAUCCAUCCAUUGAUGGUCUUGGCAUCAAAGAAUAAAACAUUCAGGGUAGUUUAGAAAAAAUUCUAAACUGUUUUUUGAUUCUUGGGCUGAUUCAUUUUUAUAUUGUGCAGUCUUGUUCGUUUACACAUGAAUUGUUUUCCUACAUGUAUUCUUCAGUGCCAUGUUAAAUUGAAUCUUGAUCAAGUAUUAUAAAGGGCUCUACUGGGUUGUGAGAUGGUGUACAUGUUUAAAAUUUCUUCUCAAGGAACAAACUCAAAUAAGCUUUACACUUGAAAAGCCGUUUUUAUUUCGACUAUGCACCUUUCCGGAACUUAUACAUUGUGGACUUUAAUACAAAUCGGACUGCUUUCUGAAAAUACUGUCACUUUGCAAUAUGACGAUUUUUUUGUGAACACUGUGGCUUGUUCCACUUUUUCAAUUUUAGUUUUAUUUUAUUGUCAGUGCAUUGUGAUAAAAUUGCUAAAUAUUUAUUAUGUAGCCUUAAUGUUUGCGAAGUUUUGAAAUCAACACUUAUUCAGGCUCAAGCUCAUCUUAUCUUUUGACAAUGAUAACCUCUUGUAAUUUUGUAAAUUUUUCACAACAUCUUUUGGAAAUGCUGUCAGAUUUAUGAGGAUACAUGCAUAUUAAAAUGUCAGUUGCAACAAAAGUGUGGAAAAGGAUUAUGUUCAUGGACCAAAUAUUUCAACAUGUAACAAGUGCCUUUUACAAAUUGUGAAUUUUUGUUUUGUCCUCAGGAUUAUUAGUAUGUGAUUAUGCAGGCACUCAGGUGAUUUGCUUUGCUAGCUUCUUUUUUUUUUUUCUCCACAAUUUGGAAUGCCCCUUUCUCAAUGCGCUCUAAGUCCUUGUGGUGGCGUAGUGACUCGCCAAAUCCGGGUGGCGGAGGAAGAAUCUCGGUUGCCUCCAUGUCCGAGACCGUCAAUCAGCGCAUUACUGUGGAGACAUAGCGAGUGUGGAGGCCCACGCUAUUCUCUACGGCAUCCACGCAACCCACCGAGAGCGAACCACAUUAUAACGACCACGAGGAGGUUACACCAUGUGACUCAACCCUCCCUAGCUACCGGGCCGAUUUGGUUGCUUAGGAGACCUGGCUGGAGUCAUUUAGCACACCCUGGAUUCGAACUUGUGACUACAGGGGUGGUAGUCAAUGUCUUUACUCACUGAACUGCCCAGGCCUUGCUAUCUUUUUUUAAUGUAAUGCCUUGGUGGUUGAUAUGGGAAGGAACGUUUCCUGAACAAAGACGUAAUAAAGGAUUACGAGAAUGUUGUUAAGAUUAGAAUAAAAUGUAUUUGCUAUUACAAAUUAUAGUAUACUUGGGGCUCAUAAAAGUGAUAUUCUGGGUUGAUAUUUAUUCAUAGUUGAUUUUAUCAGAUCAAGUCUUAGGAAUAAUAUUGAAAACGUUAAUCUGUCUGUUGGUUUCAUUGUGAUUUAACUUCCAAGUACUUGGUCCAGAAAGACCAAUGUGGAUGUCUAUUCUACACUGUGUAUUUUAUCAAAUUAAAAUGAAAUCCAUGUCUCAUUAAAGGCAAAAAUAAACAUCCUUGUUUUUCGCACAAGAAAGUGCUUUAGUCAGGUAAUGUUAUCACCAAUAUUGUGACAAUAUUACAGCCCUGUGAUAUUUAGGAGAUGUAGAUG